Messenger RNA from Striga asiatica, 474 nucleotides. NCBI's taxonomy places the organism in Eukaryota, Viridiplantae, Streptophyta, Magnoliopsida, Lamiales, Orobanchaceae. The record is from the annotation of a GenBank genome assembly.
AUGGACAUCAGGUUCAUGGGACUUGACGCGCCGCCCCUCCUCCACGCCCUCCACACCAUGCUCGACCCGGACGAGCCCGACGCCAAGCCCGGCAGCGGCCCGACCCGCACCUACGUCCGGGACGCCAGGGCCAUGGCCGCCACCCCUGCUGACGUCAUAGAGUACCCCAACUCCUAUGCCUUCGUGGUCGACAUGCCCGGCCUUAAAUCUGGGGACAUCAAGGUACAAGUGGAGGAGGACAAUGUACUACUCAUCUCCGGCGAGCGCAAGCGGGAGGAAGAAAAGGAGGGCGCCAAGUAUGUGAGGAUGGAGCGGAGGAUUGGGAAGUUUAUGAGGAAAUUUGUCCUGCCGGAAAAUGCUGACAUGGAGAAGAUAUCGGCUGUUUGCCGGGAUGGCGUGCUGACGGUGACGGUGGAGAAGCUGCCACCGCCGGAGCCGAAGAAGCCAAAGACUAUUGAGGUCAAGAUUGCUUGA